GGUGAUGGGAAAAGUUGAAUUGGAAACUAAACUAGUCGUUAUUUAAAUAUUCAUGAAAGAACAAUUCCUUGUGGUUGUGGAAAAAUCGAGUGUGGUUAUGAUGUAGGUGUGGAAAAAUUGGGCUAAGGAAAUUGGAAAUUGAGCAAAGUUUCAAGAAAUGCAUUAAAACUUGGAUGAAUGUUCAUAAGUAACUGUUGUUCCGAUGCUCGAGUUCGGUGUUUUUGUCAUUGAUGGACGAGUCGUCUUGUAUCUGAUUGGUUCAAUGGUUACUGAGCGAUUCUGAUUGGCUGAGAGGAGGCGUAAUGGAGUUGAGUGUUGGCUUCUGUGUCGUGACUUGCCAAGCAGACUUCGAUAAAAGCUUCUCAUCAGUGUGUACAAACAAAGACGGGAACAACAAAAGCAACAGCUGUGGACCUGUGGAUGAUCCCUGUUCGAUCUGUGACGUCACGUUUCCCUCCUUAGUUCAUUUUUACCCUCUCAAGAGAGCCAAAUUCAUCAAUGCCCACUUCCUUCCUCUGGUAUCGAGUGGUGUGCGUGUGCAGGCCAAAGAUGUGCAAUUCAAGAGUGCAUGUGUUCUGACUAGAGAGACCGGAACCAGACUGUUCACUCACUCGCUAGUGUAUUCCAGUCCACUUGCCAAGUCACCCCAAUUCAAUCAGCUCACACAGAGUGGAAGAUUCACAGACGUAAGCUGUGGACUGUACGAGCAGAAAUGUAUCAGCUUAGUUUCUCAGUACCCUCUGCAUGCAUUCAUGUCCAGAUGUCUGGACUUCAUAGCCACAGAACUGAAGACAUCUUCAGCCUCUUCGUCAAGUUUGGAUCUGUCUGGGACUGGAAAGGGUGGGCAAAGCGAUGGAGAUUUGAUAGCUCCUAAAAUUGUGUCGAAAUUGUUAUUGCCGGUUCAGUGUCAGUUGUCAUCUUGGAUUGUGUUCAAGAGCUCCUCCCACUUGGCAGCGUUCUAUCUGCCCAACUGCAAGACCCAACUGCCCCUGUUCAACCUGUCAAUCAAGCAGUCUCUCUUCGACGAAGUGGGUCUGGACAACUCCAUCUCAAUGCUGGCAUGUUGUAUGAGUGAGAAAUACGUACUCCUCAAAUCUGCAAGUGCUUCGAAAUUGGUGCCGGCUACUGAGUCCCUGAUGGGGUUGCUCUAUCCGUUCCAGUGGCAACUGGCAUAUGUGCCCCAUCUGCCAUCUGCCCACAUUGAGUUUCUGGAGAUGCCACAGCCCUACAUUAUAGGAGUGAACGUACAAGACAACGCUUACAUCCUACAAAGUGACUCCAUGGCGAUAGAAGACAACAUCAACAAAGCACUGUUCUGUGUGGUGGAUCUGGACAGUGGCUUGAUCAACUGGCCAGAGGAUCAGACUCCCCUCCCGGACAAGCGGAGGCUGAUUACCAACAUACAAAAUAGACUCACGCUCUACUACACUGGCAAUCAUCAGUUCAAGUGUGAUUUCUCCGAAGAGGUGCAGACGCUAUUGAUGAAUCAGAUCAUCCGGGAGACUGUUCUGGAGUACAUGUUGAAGCUCAUCUCUGGCUACAACAGCUACACAACUGCAACCCAGCAGAGUGGCUCCUCUCAAUUCGAUCACAUGGCCUUCUUGAGUGAGAGGGCGACCUCGGAGGAGUCGAAGUUCCUGAGUGACUUCGUUCAGACUCAGAUGUUUGUCUCAUUUUUGGACCAUAUGAGAACUACAAGGAAGGGUGGAAGUUUCUACUCGGUGUUCAAACGCCGCCUUGAAAACCCACUGCCCCAUGACGACCAAGCGUUUGUUCAACACUGCGUCGACGAAGUCAACACUAUUAUGUCAUCGUCCACUUCCCAAACAGUCGUGCUAUGCAACACCCCAGAUAACUUCACAGUGCUAAACAAAAAGCUAGAAAAUCUCCAUCUUAUCAUACCAGAAUCAGGGUCCGAAUUCCAGGCACCAUUUCUCAAGAGUCCUAAAAGCGCAUCUGGGUCACCAGCUACGCCCAAAGGGCAUUCGGCCGAAAGAGAGAGCAGCCGAACGCCAACUAAUACGAAUCUAUUUCCAGCAAUCAGUCCGUCAAUACACGCACCUGCAGAUAUUUCAGCCUUCAAUUUCAAAAAUCCAAAGAAACUCAUCGAAGAACUUUUAGACGAAUGUAAAACUAAGACGAAAAAGUUAUUGUUGGUGAAACUAGGAAGAGAAGUUGAGAAUCUGGGAAUCCAAGAGUCAGUUUCACUCCAAGAGGAGAACACUCUGAUUAAGAGUUUGUGUGAUUUGCUGGAUAGAGUUUGGAGUCACGGGUUGGCUGUGAAAAAGGGUCACUCGCCAUUAUGGUCACAUCUAGUCGAGUUUGGAAAACGACAAAUGCUCCUCUCAACCCCCUCGCGGACUCCCAAUCGGAACAAUCUGUCAUCCGCCGGAUCCCUCCCCGUCAGCCCUAACACGGUCCGCGCCGAGCCUCGAAUGGCCCAAACCCCGACUGCCGGAGGCCGCCACCCUUCCAGCCAGUUGUCGAUCUCAACCCCUUUGCAGACGUUUAAAAUCAAAUUCUACCAGCAGAAUCUAAUGCAGUCAAUACGUAUUGUGCAAUCAAUGGUCGAAUUGAAGACUGAAGCUAGUAAAGUUCGAGCUUGGAUUCGACUUGCAAUUGAAAGAAAAGUUUUAGCCUCGCAUAUUAAAGAAUUACUCGGCGAUGAGAUUCUGUUACGUCAGCUUUACAGACCGAAUUCGUUUUUCCUUUUUGAUGAUACUGAGUUUUCACAUGUUGAUACGAUUACGCAACUGACCUACCAUCUUCUGACCUUGAACGCAGUUGAUUUCUUUUCAUUCACGGAUAAUUUUCCAGUGUGUAAAGUGGCGUAUAAAUUGCACGUUUGUCCAAUUCCGAGGAUUAACGAGAACCGAAUCACGAUUAUAGUGACUGGCAGUUUGAACCAAAGUGAGAAGUUGUAUUUGCAGUCGGAUAAUAAUGAGUUAGCUUUCAAGUGUGACAACCUGGGCCGUCUGUUAACUGUGCGCAUUGGCUGUGAGGGAACGUGUAAGACAUCCAACUGGUUUAUGGACACUCUCCUAAUAAGGAACAGUCUCACUGGCCAUAUAUGGAAGUUCCCCUGUGCUCAGUGGAUUGGACUGGGAGCUGAGGACUCGUCAGGUAUGAAUCGUACCGGUGACCUGUCAGGAGAAAAUGACGGAGACUGCACUCCCCCACAGUAUGGGAGCACCCCCUCCACCUGGGGAGAUGCGUUUGCAUUCAGGGGGGCACUGGACGCCAGGGCCACCAAGUCAGUGGCUGUGGAGAGGCUGUUGUUUGCAGAACUGCUCAGUCGUAACCUGAAGGAGUCGGAUAUUCCAAAUGUUGUCCGCAGCAAAUCGCCAGCUACCCCUACUAGAGGUCGACGUCCUUUUCUACCCCAACCAGCUAGAUCAACAACCCCUGGAUCGACACUUCCGUCUCCUGGUUCAUUCAGUGUGUCAUUCAGACGGAGUUCUCUAACGCGGUUGACAGAAAAUUUGACAGUUUUCGCGAAGCCCAAAACGAGCAAACUGCAAGAGAGCCUGGGUAAUGCGGUCAAUGAUUUGGUGAAGGCUUUACAUUUUUACCAGAACAACGAUUCCUCGACCGUGCCCCCGCCAGUGACUACAAAUAAACCCCCUCAACCAUCCUCAGGGUUCUCCAGGUUCUACUCGCGUGCCUACUCCGAACUAGCAUCGCCCAAGGGCCCCUUCGGAUCAACCGACCACCAAUCAUCAAACACCACUCAGGGUGUACCCACGGCGGGUAAUGCGGCUGGAGGUGGAGGGGGUGAGACUUCUGAGGUUCCAGUGGAUGAGUUGACCAAGUUAGUCUGUGGGCCUGGAGGUCUCAUGAAUGCCUUGUUGCAGGUGUUCCAUUACGGUCUCAAGUCCCCCACCAUGUUCCGAUCGGUACAUGCGUGGGAUUUGUUCAUCUCGUUCAAGGACGAACUGGCGGCCAAGACCCAGUUGAGUCCGAUUGAGAGUGACGUGGCCAUGGCCACUAGCAGAUUCAACAAUACACUAUUUGCGAAGGAUUUGAAGUUUCAUAUACUCGCUUGUUUUGCACUCAGGGCUCACAAACUGCACUUAUGGGUGGACUGUUUGUGUAGCAGUGAGACAACAGCGAGAAUGUUCGACCAGAGCUCCUUCUUCAGAGACGAAUCACUGAAGCCAUACUUUGUCAACCUACUGAGGACAUUAGCCCCAUACAACUUCGACCAGCUGUCUAAAACUAUACUGAGAAAUCUGUAAUUUUCAUUUGUACUACCAAGUAUUUGUAAGUCGCUUAUUAUUUUCGACCAUUCAUCAAGUGUUAAUGAACGCUGGGAAUUCCUAUUUAUUUGGGUCGGGCUCUUUUAAGGAAAAAUAUUUAAAGCUCUUAUUUUCAAGCUCAUGCGUUUUGCGUUGAGUUAAUUGUAACUGCAUAAGUUUUUUUUUGGUUUUCCUGAUUUUGUUAGUACUCGUCUAAUAUACUGUUGACUGUUUGAAAAUAACCUCUGAAAACAUUUAGAUUCUAUAGUGUUUCUGAUGCUUAAAAUAUCUAAAUUGGGACAAAUAUGAAUCUAAAAUUGCAACCCAUCGCGUACUUUACUGAAAGUUUUUCUUCUGAUCACAUUCAAAGUUUUAUUUAUGCAGAAGCAGACUAAAAAUGAUCGUUGAAACAUAUUUCAUUACUCUCUGCAAAAGUCGGAACAAAAAACUGAAUUACUUUUGAAUAAACUAGAUUUUCUAUGCAUAUCGUGUUAUUCUUGCGUUUUGUCAGUUUUUAAUAAUUGAUCUGUUGUGAUUCACUGAAAUUUGAUUCGUUUUGGAAACAACAGAUAUCAAUAUAAUUUUUUACGCUUGCGAUUAGCA
Symsagittifera roscoffensis is the source of this 4841-nucleotide messenger RNA. Its product is annotated as DENN domain-containing protein 5B-like. The record is from RefSeq and is a predicted model, not a curated record. The transcript has 19 exons. Bases 303 to 4238 code for a protein of 1311 amino acids. NCBI's taxonomy places the organism in Eukaryota, Metazoa, Xenacoelomorpha, Acoela, Convolutidae. Gene Ontology annotation, molecular function: small GTPase binding; guanyl-nucleotide exchange factor activity.